Penicillium chermesinum is the source of this 1140-nucleotide messenger RNA. RefSeq names its product TFIIH complex serine/threonine-protein kinase subunit KIN28 (gene kin28). The record is from RefSeq and is a predicted model, not a curated record. The coding region runs from base 1 to 1140 and encodes 379 amino acids. Gene Ontology annotation, cellular component: transcription factor TFIIK complex; cytoplasm; nucleus. Lineage: Eukaryota; Fungi; Ascomycota; Eurotiomycetes; Eurotiales; Aspergillaceae. The transcript is spliced from 3 exons. Gene Ontology annotation, biological process: protein phosphorylation; positive regulation of transcription by RNA polymerase II. Gene Ontology annotation, molecular function: RNA polymerase II CTD heptapeptide repeat kinase activity; cyclin-dependent protein serine/threonine kinase activity; ATP binding.
AUGGCGGCGUCACCAUUUGCCUCUCGAUCACCUUCUAUGACUGUUGCGUCGCCGAAUACUCUCAGAUUAAGAGCGGGAGUUACAGACUGGCCACCUCGCCCUGCGUUCACAUCAAAGCCACUGGCGAAAGCAGACCAGGAGCUUACAGAACAGCUAAAUGAGGACGUGCGACAGAAAUAUGUGAAAGAUAAAAAAUUGGGAGAAGGCACAUACGCUGUCGUAUUCCUAGGCUACCUCCGAAAUGACCCCGCUUCCAAGGUCGCCAUUAAGAAGAUCAAAGUCAAUGCCGAAUACAAAGACGGCCUCACCAUGGACGCGAUUCGCGAGGUGAAAUAUUUGCAGGAGCUCUCCCAUCCCAAUGUCAUUGCGCUCCAUGAUGUAUUUUCAUCUAAGGAUCAGAACCUGAAUCUGGUUCUAGAAUUCCUGCCUCGUGGAGAUCUCGAGAUGUUGAUCAAGGAUUCCGACAUCCAAUACGGCUUGGCCGAUAUCAAGGCUUGGAUGGGCAUGUUAGCCCGCGGUGUGUGGUUUUGCCAUGAGAACUUUGUGCUCCAUCGCGACAUCAAGCCAAACAACCUGUUGAUUGCUUCGGACGGUGAGGUCAAGCUGGCUGAUUUUGGUCUAGCUAGAUCCUUUGCAGACCCAUACCUGAACAUGACGCACCAAGUCAUCACUCGCUGGUAUCGUCCACCCGAGCUGCUCUACGGGCGCGACAAUACUCCGGUGCCGUGGACGUAUGAUCAAAUUUCCAAAAUCUGCGAUGCGUUCGGAACCCCAACAGAAGCCAAUUGGCCAGGAGUUUCUAAACUACCCAAUUACAUCCCCACCGAUCCCGCAAGCAUAGUCCCCCUGCAGGGCCGCGAGUUCUUUUAUCGGCAGUUCCCUACCGCAGGCCCGGUGGGUGCCGACCUGCUGAUGGCUAUGUGUUCGCUGGAUCCGCGCAAUCGGAUCACUGCCGUCGAGGCUCUACGUCACCAUUGGUGGACGAUCGAUCCGCGUCCGACUCGAAAUGAGGAUCUCCCGCAGAAGCAGAAGUCGGGGGCUAAAAAGAUGGGCGAUGAUCUCAGUCGACGUGGCGGGCAGAUCGACGAUGGACCGUUCAAGAACGCGGCUCGGCAAUUGGACUUUGGCGCUAUGAAAUAA